AUGGGGCCCCUUAACAAGAUCAUAUUCAGCAAGAGCAAUGGGCACUUGCAGAAGACUGCACCAGAACAACCCAGUGGCACGCCGACCGAUCCAACUUCUAGUAGUACUGCUAGUGUCAUCGAUCAGAUGCAAGGGGAAAAUAUUGAAGGCAGCGCGGGGACGACGCAUCCUGCAUGCGCUGCAUGCAAGCAUCAAAGAAAGAAGUGCACCGAGGAAUGCGUAUUGGCACCCUAUUUUACAGCGGAUAGAAGCAGAGAAUUUCAAGCCGUUCACAAGGUUUUCGGCGUCAGCAACGUGACAAAGAUUAUGAAAAGUCUGAGUGAGAAAGACAGGAAAAUAGCGGUGGAUUCCUUGAUAUGGGAAGCUUCGUGUAGGCAGAAAGAUCCGAUCUUGGGUUCUUAUGGAGAGUAUAGAAAGGUUUAUGAUGAGCUUAAGCUGUGCAAAAGGCAAAACCAAAAUCAAAUGAUGCAAUUAUCAAGGCAAUGGGGUACUACAGGGUACAAAGCGGCACCGGUAUUGAAUAUUGGAUGGAGUGCUGGGAGUAAUGGCAUAAAUAAUAAGGGACUGAAUAUUGGUGGAAUUAUGGGAAACUCGUUGAGUUGCAUUCAUGAUAAUGAUCAGAACGGCAUCGUUGAUCAUUCUAAUCCGUAUUCUUAUACAGCUUUAAAUUAUGAAGAUAGAGCAAAUCAAGAAAAUCAUGGUGGCCGUGGUGUUCCAUUAAUGCAGCAGAACUCGAUCGAUGGACUAAUUAACCAACAAUACUAUGUUCCAGAAGAGUACCAGGAGGCUAAUGCAAAGUUGGAAGGAAGGCAAUUGAGGUGUGAAGUGAGGAGGGAAAGAAGAUGGCAAAGGCCUAUGGGGAAUAUACACAAGCUUAACUUUGAUGCAGUUGUCGACUUGAAGAACAAGAGAACUGGCAUGGGAAAGACCAUGUGGUUUCUCCUUAUUGCUGAGUGUCUUGCCUUGCAAAGGUCUAUUGAGCUUUGCUUAGAGAUGGGUUUCUGGACUGUCAUGUUGGAAGGGGAUGCAAAAGGAGUGAUAGAGGUAGUGCUCUCGGAGGAGUUGGAUGAAUCUGAACAUGGUCAACUGAUUGAGAAUACAAAGAGGCUACUAGCACAAGGAAUAUUACAUUAG
This is a messenger RNA of Juglans microcarpa x Juglans regia, 1134 nucleotides long. RefSeq lists its product as uncharacterized. NCBI's taxonomy places the organism in Eukaryota, Viridiplantae, Streptophyta, Magnoliopsida, Fagales, Juglandaceae. Bases 1 to 1134 code for a protein of 377 amino acids. The transcript is spliced from 4 exons. Gene Ontology annotation, molecular function: nucleic acid binding; RNA-DNA hybrid ribonuclease activity. The record is from RefSeq and is a predicted model, not a curated record.